AUGGAAGGAUCAGAAGUGAAGGAGGAAACACUACCACCGGGGUUUCGGUUUCAUCCCACGGAUGAAGAGCUCAUUACUUACUAUCUCAUGAAUAAGAUUUCGGAUGCUAAUUUUACAGGAAGAGCCAUUGGAGAUGUUGAUCUCAACAAGUGCGAGCCGUGGGAUCUUCCAGGGAAGGCAAAGAUGGGAGAGAAAGAGUGGUAUUUCUUCAGCCUUCGUGACCGGAAGUACCCAACUGGAGUGAGAACAAACCGAGCAACGAACACCGGUUAUUGGAAGACCACCGGCAAGGACAAGGAGAUCUUCAACAGUGUAAGCUCAGAGUUAGUUGGGAUGAAGAAGACAUUGGUGUUCUACAGAGGGAGAGCUCCCAGAGGAGAGAAAACCAAUUGGGUCAUGCAUGAAUACCGUCUUCAUACCAAAACCGGCUUUAGAACCACCAAGGAUGAAUGGGUAGUUUGCCGCGUAUUCCAGAAGAGCGCUGGCGCGAAAAAGUACUCCUCAAACCACACAAGAGCAGUGAAUCCCUACAACCUGGAAAUAGGUCCAAGUCAUGUGAUGCCAUCCCAGAUGAUGCAGGGCGAGGCUUGCCAGUUCCCUUUCGGAAGAAACUACAUGAGCAAUGCAGAACUGGCGGAGCUCCAAAGGGCUCUAAGUCUAAGAGCCGGCUCAACAAGCACCAUGAACAUUCCGGUCCAAUCCCAGGUACUAAACUACCCGGUGGGAGCUGGAGGCAGCUGCUUCACCAUAUCCGGCUUGAAUUUAAACCUCGGUGGUGCAACCUCAGCGCAGACAAUUUUGCGCCCAAUGCCACCACAACCCUCCAUGAAUAAUCAGCAGCAGGAUUUGAAUUCCACCAUGAUGAGUGCUGGUGGUCUUGCUGGAAGUGAUCAGGCAGUUAAUUAUAGUGGUCAUGAAAUGAAUAAUGGAAAUGGUCCUACCAACAACAGGUUUAUGACCAUGGACCAUUGUGUUGAUCUAGAUAAUUACUGGCCGACCUAUUGA
Molecule: messenger RNA, 1005 nt
Organism: Cornus florida
Lineage: Eukaryota; Viridiplantae; Streptophyta; Magnoliopsida; Cornales; Cornaceae
Product: NAC domain-containing protein 100
Exons: 3
Coding region: 1-1005 (334 amino acids)
Biological process (GO): regulation of DNA-templated transcription
Molecular function (GO): DNA binding
Source: RefSeq, a predicted model, not a curated record